This is a messenger RNA of Andrographis paniculata, 1709 nucleotides long. RefSeq names its product protein Brevis radix-like 2. The transcript is spliced from 6 exons. Bases 424 to 1524 code for a protein of 366 amino acids. Lineage: Eukaryota; Viridiplantae; Streptophyta; Magnoliopsida; Lamiales; Acanthaceae. The record is from RefSeq and is a predicted model, not a curated record.
UUUAUUGUCGUCCCUGCGAAGUAGCAGCAGCAGCAAGCAGGCAAUGGGCAUCGAGAACCCAAAAAAUCUUAACAGCUUCUUUCCUCAUCAUUAUGCUCCUCAUUUAAUCACCAAUCAGAUUCAGACCCGAGAUCGGGGAGAGGAAGAUGUGAGAUUCGAUUCUGCUUGCUCUGAAUAAUUGGUGCAGAAUAAUCAAUGGCUUUUUCUUGAUUCCUUUCUGCAGCUUUCUGAGUCUAGAACCUGUGUUUUGUUUUGUACUCCAUGAUUCCGCCAUUGACGCAACCUCCAUCACUCUCGUCUCUCUCGAUUCGGGCAACUAUUUAGUGUGCAUACACAUAUACACAUGCACGCACACACGCACGCAUGUUCUGAUUCCGAGUUUCUAAGCUGUUAAUUCUUCUCUGUUCGAGCUUGGUUAGUAGAAUGUUAACUUGCAUAGCAUGCCCGAAGCUCAACACCGCCGGAUCUCUGCGCGAGCCGACGGAGGACGAUGAGAAUGGCGCCACUCCGUCCACCAAGCAAGCUAUUAAAGCCCUAACUUCGCAGAUCAAGGACAUAGCAGUGAAGGCCUCCGGUGCCUGUAAGACCUGCAAAUCGUGUUCGUGUUCGUCGCGGCAGAAUCGAGGCGGAGACUACUUGGACUCAGACGCUGCCUCAGUUUCCGAGAGGUUCUUCGGGCCGUACAGAAGGACAGGCACCUCUACACCGAAGAAGGAAAUGGGAACCGCGAAGCUGAAGGCGUUUUCCAGUGGAUCAUCCACCCCUGCUUCGAUCAGCGGUAGGACUGAGUCGAUUUUGUUUAUGGAAGAAGACGAGCCGAAGGAAUGGGUAGCGCAGGUUGAGCCUGGGGUGUUGAUUACAUUCGUUUCAAUGCCAAAAGGUGGGAAUGAUCUGAAGAGGAUUCGUUUCAGCCGAGAGGUCUUUAACAAGUGGCAAGCUCAACAGUGGUGGGCUGAGAACCAUGACAGAGUUAUGGAACUAUACAAUGUCCAGAGAUUUAAUCACCCUGCAGUGCCUCUUCCCACCCCGCCCCAUUCUGAAGGCGAGAACUCAAAGCUUGAAUCAACUGAGGAUUGUGCCACAACGCCUCCAUUGAAUACAGAGCAUUGGAACCAUGGCAGCUGUUGCCCUACUGGAAUUGGAGACUCAUCCUUAGACUCAAUCAAGCGCCAUCCAUUGCAGCCUUGCCACCAUCAUUGCUCGGUUGGCCUCAGUUCAACUUCCGAGCCCUCCUAUGCCAAUGCUGCGAAAGCUGAGGCAUCAUUCGUUGAUGGUUCAGCACGAUCAAGCUCUUCGUCAAGGGGCAUAGACCACUCUGGAGAACUUUCAGUGAGCAAUGCUAGCGAUGGAGAGAGUGAAUGGGUUGAGCAAGACGAGCCUGGAGUCUACAUCACAAUCAGAUCCUUGCCAAGUGGUGCUCGGGAGCUUAGGAGAGUGCGAUUCAGUCGCGAAAGAUUUGGUGAAAUGCAAGCACGGUCGUGGUGGGAUGAAAACAAAGCUCGGAUACAACAGCAGUACCUGUGAACCUAAAUUCAUCAUCAUCUCUUUAUACAGCAUGGUCUCUGAGCAGAGGAUCGAAAUCAUUUGUGAAGUGUUUGUCAAGUGACUGCAAACUAUGGUGUGUUAAAUUACAUUAUCAUCAUCAUCCAAAUCUUUUAAGGUGCAUUUUACACCUUAAUUUCGUUGUUUGAUAAUCUCAUCGCCUUGGU